This is a messenger RNA of Drosophila ficusphila, 1672 nucleotides long. It is a transcript of the gene aspr, whose product is annotated as protein jagged-1. The record is from RefSeq and is a predicted model, not a curated record. Bases 136 to 1452 code for a protein of 438 amino acids. NCBI's taxonomy places the organism in Eukaryota, Metazoa, Arthropoda, Insecta, Diptera, Drosophilidae. The transcript has 6 exons.
UCGCACAAUACCAAGUGAAAAACGGAACCAUAUAAUCGAAUUAACAAUUUUUUUUUUGUUUUUUAUUUUACGUUGACUAUUUACUUGCGUCUGAAGUGCGAGUGUGUGUGUGCUUCCAAGAACUUUAAACCCAAAAUGCAGCAUCUCCUCAUUUGGGCCCUUGUGGCAGCGGGCAUUGCGUCCUUGCCCCAAAUUUCGAUAGGUAAAAAGCUCGAGAAGCGCUGUGUGAACUGCACAUAUCGUACGUACUACACAUAUGGCGAUGGCCGAUCCCUGCAGCGGGUCGUCUAUAGAGAUCCGGUCUACACACGUGCGCAAUCCUACGGAUGCAGCGGCAAUCCGUGCGGCGUGAAUGCCGUUUGCCAGGAGGCCGCCGGCGGACGGCCGGUCUGCUCCUGCCCGCCGGGAUUCAGCGGUAAUCCGCUCACCCACUGCAAUCGCGGCGAGUGCCUCGACAACGUCGACUGCCGCGGCGACCUGCAGUGCAAGGACAAUCGCUGCGUUAAUCCUUGCGUGGGUGCCUGCGGCAUUGGCUCCAAUUGUGACGCCCGCAACCACGUUGCAGUGUGCAGCUGCCCCGCGGGCUACAAUGGCGACCCAUACCACGCCUGCCACCUCAACGAUCCAGAGGAGCAGUGCCACCCGAGUCCGUGUGGCGUGAACACCAAGUGCGAGAUCAUCAACGGGGUGCCGACGUGUUCGUGCCACCACGGCUACGUGGGCAAUCCGCUGAGCGGGUGUCGCCACGAGUGCGACCAGGAUGCGGACUGCAACAGCCGGGACAUGUGCAGCAACUUCAAGUGCGUGCCGGCGUGCGGUCAGUGCGGCACUGGCGCCACCUGUCGGACGGUCAGCGGCCAUCGGGCGGUGUGCGAGUGCCCCAAGGGAUACAUCGGUAGUCCGUACACGGAAUGCCGGCCGGAGUGCUACGGCGACGUGGACUGUCCGGCGGGACGACCCGCCUGCUUCUACGGCAUCUGCAAGAACACCUGCGAGGGAGCCUGCGGCAUUGGAGCCGAUUGCAACCUGCGCGGCCUGACGCCCGUGUGCAGUUGUCCCCGCGACAUGACCGGCGAUCCCUUCGUCCGCUGCCGUCCCUUCACCAAGGAGGACCUCUGCGAUCCCAAUCCGUGCGGCACGAACGCCAUCUGCGUCCCGGGACACGACAACACCGGUCGCGAGCGACCCGUCUGCAAUUGCCUUCCCGGACACACCGGCAAUCCGCUGAGCCACUGCACCCGGGGCGAGUGCCUGAGCAAUAAUGAGUGUCCUGACCACCGGGCGUGCAUCAACUACCAGUGCAUCGAUCCCUGCAUCGGCAAGUGCGCCACUGGCGCCAGUUGCGAACCCAAGGCCCACCUGGCUGUCUGCCGCUGUCCACAAGGACAGUCCGGCGAUGCCCUGGUGUCCUGCCGCCAGACACGCACCUUCCCGGUGGCCAAGUACCACUGAGGAGGGAGGAGUCCUUCGCCGCCGGAGGAGUUGUGCCGCAGCCGCACUGCCUGCCAGUCCAUUCCACUCACCUUUCGACCCUGCCCCAAUCGAAGCACCAGACCUUCUGUUCACCCGUUUCCCUACUAGUCGUUGCCACUAACCGCGUUCUCUCUCUAACUGAAUCGAACAACAACAAAUGUGUUGAAAACAAUAAGUAAUAAAAGUAAAUAUUAAUAAA